AUGCCGCUUGUGGUGGCCGCAAAUCGAGAUGAGUUCCAUCAGCGCGAAAGUGCGGCCGCACAAUUCUGGCAGGACCAUCCACAGGUGCUGGCCGGCCGCGACCUGGUGGCUGGAGGAACCUGGCUGGGGGCGACGCUGAACGGCCGGUUUGCUGCGCUGACUAAUUUUUCCGGUCCCGAUGAUGCACCUGCGCCCAAGUCUCGCGGGCUCCUGGUGCAGGAUUUUCUGACCGGCACCGCACCGGCUGCGCACUACGCGCACAAUAUUCAUGGGCUCGACUACGCGGGUUUUAAUCUGCUGCUGUUUGAUGGUACCGAGCUGGUUUACACCUCAAACAAAAGUGCCACACAGGUACUGGAGCCUGGCUACUAUGGGUUGAGCAACGCUGAGUUGGGCGCUCAGUGGCCAAAAUGUGUACGCGGUGCCCAGGGCCUGAAGCAUAUUGUGCAGGAAGAUUUUGAUGCGGCUGAUCUGGUUGGCUUGCUGCACGACAGUGAUAUACCGCCAGACGAAGACCUGCCUCAUCGUGGCCGUCCUAUUGCCCUCGAGCGUCGUACGGCAUCCUGUUUUAUUGUCGGUGAUGAAUACGGCACACGUGCCAGCACCGUUAUUGUCAUGUCUGCGGAUAAUCUGAAGUUUACUGAGCAAACUUAUCUUGCCGGUGGCAUCAGCGCAAUGGCGCAGACCUAUUACGAAGCGGGUGCUCAGGUUGCGAUUCUGGCCCGUCGCCAAGAGCCACUUGAUGAAGCUGUGAAAGAAAUUUCGGCCGGCAGCGGUGGAGAGAUAGCAGCGUUUACGUGUGAUGUCAGCGAUGCAAAGAGCAUCAUCGCCACGCACAAAGCGGUUGUAGAACGUUUCGGGGCAGUGGACAUUCUGGUCAAUAACGCCGGCCAGUCAGCGGCUAAACCCUUUGCUGAUAUUACAGAUGAGGAUUGGCAGAACGAUAUCGAUCUCAAGUUGAUGGCAGCAGUACGCCUGACGCGAUUAGUCUGGCCACACAUGCAGGCGCAGUCCUGGGGUCGCGUGAUCAAUCUGCUGAAUGUUUAUGCCAAAGUGCCGGAUGCGCGUACCGCGCCAACGUCUGUGACGCGAGCGGCGGGCAUGGCGUUAACAAAGGUGCUGGCGGCUGAAGGUGCACCGCAUAACAUUCUUGUCAACGCGAUGCUGAUCGGUUUCAUAAAAAGUGACCAGAUCCAACGCCAAUAUGAUGCAGCACAUAGAGAAGAAUCCUUUGACGAGUUUGUUGCCAGGGCUGGUCAGCGCUUACCGAUGGGCCGCAUGGGUGAAGCGCAUGAGUGCGCUAAUCUGGCGCUUUUCCUGGCCAGUAACGCCUCGUCUUACAUCACCGGCUGCGCAAUCAAUAUGGAUGGCGGGUUAUCCAAAGUGGUUUAA
Molecule: messenger RNA, 1392 nt
Organism: Symbiodinium pilosum
Lineage: Eukaryota; Dinophyceae; Suessiales; Symbiodiniaceae
Source: the annotation of a GenBank genome assembly